AAACUCUUGGUCUGAAAACUUGGUUACUAACAAUCAUGGAAUUUGUUCCUGCGCCUGCAGUCCAUCGUGUCCUCUGCGCUGAUUGUGGUACUCCGAUUGUACCCAACUCUGCCAAUUUAUGCGUCGCUUGCUUGCGAAAUACGGUCGACAUCACAGAGGGGAUCCCCAAGCAAGCUUCCGUCUCAUUCUGCAGGAACUGCGAACGAUUUCUUGCGCCUCCGCAAGCUUGGGUUCUCGCAAGACCUGAAUCAUCUGAGCUUCUUGCAUUGUGUCUGAAGAAGCUGAAAGGAUUACCCAAAGUACGGUUAACGGAGGCGCAUUUCAUAUGGACAGAGCCACAUUCGAAACGAUUGCGGGUAUCGCUGACGAUCCAGAAAGAGGUGCUUACCAACACAAUCCUAGAACAAACCUUUGAAAUAGAAUACUUGGUGCAACACGGCCAGUGCCCCGAUUGCGCAAAACUUGCAGCUAAAAAUACUUGGAAAGCGCUGGUUCAAGUUCGACAAAAGGUUCCACAUAAACGAACAUUUCUAUUCCUCGAACAGCUAAUUCUGAAGCACGGUGCACAAAAAGACACGAUCUCGGUGAAGGAAGUUAAGGAUGGGCUGGACUUCUUUUACAGUCAACGGAGUCAUGCGAUCAAAAUGGUAGAAUUCCUAACGGGUGUUGUCCCAGUCCGAUCCAAGGCCUCGGAGCAACUCCUUUCAUCGGAUACACACAGCAAUACCGCCAACUUCAAAUAUACCUAUUCUGUCGAGAUCAUGCCCAUAUGCAAAGAUGAUUUGGUCUGCAUACCUCCAAAACAAGCACGGCAGCUUGGAAAUAUCAGUCCCCUUACCGUCUGUACCCGAGUCGGCAGUUCUAUCCAACUACUCGAUCCUGCAACUCUACAGACAUGCGAAAUCACAUCUGCUAUCUAUUGGCGGAACGAAUUCAACUCGCUAGCCACCGUGACAGAUCUCGUCGAAUUCACUGUUCUCGAUGUCGAAGCGGAUGGUCGAUCGCGGGGUAAAUUCGUUUUGGCAGAUGCCCAAGUCGCUUUGGCAGGGGCUUUCCGAUCCGGUGCGGGCCAGGACGAAGACUCCAUGGACUACGAGAGCGCUGGUUAUACGAAUCAAAUAUAUCACACACGAACACAUCUCGGUGGAAUUCUUCAACCAGGGGACACUGCUCUAGGCUACUUCCUAACGAACUCCAACUACAAUUCGGACGAUUUUGCUUCGCUGCCUGCAGAGCGGAUACCUGACAUUAUGCUCGUUAAGAAAACAUAUCCGAACCGGCGGAAGAAGAACAAAUCAAGAGGCUGGAAGCUCAGGAGUAUCGGGAAAGAGGCUGGCGAAGAGGGUGAGACGGGCAGUGGCCGUGGUGUCGUCGGACGGCUAGGUGGUCGCGAUCAAAAGAAGGUUGAAGAGGACUACGAACAUUUCCUUCGUGAUCUUGAGGAAGAUCCAGAGAUGAGAAGUGCCGUUAAUCUCUACAAAUCGACAGAUGUGAACAUGAAAACGGAGACAAAGAGGGGACCUAAGAAACCCCAAUUUGCGAUGGAUGUCGAUGAAACUCCUCGACAGAUUGAAGAAGAGGAAGAGGAAGAGGCGGAUUUCCCUGAGAUACAGCUGGAUGAGUUGCUGGAGGGCUUCGAUGAGAUGACACUAGGGGAAGGGCGAGAGGAAGUAGUAGAGGCAACAUAGCCUGCUUGUUUGUCCGUAGAAUCUACCGUGAUAAUACUAUGAGUUAUUCUGCUCGUCGCUGACUGUUUUUAGGCAGCCAUUUUCAAUCGCAUGGUAACAAUAACAAAAAGUUCACAGUUUUUGAUCACCGAAGUGCCUUAGAAUGACUAUAAUCCAGUAAGUUCCUUCUUGGACACUUAUCACCCGCUGUUGGGCCGCUCUUUUAAUAUCCCCCUCUGUCAGACUAAGGUAUUCACCUCACACGACGGCCGGGCCGAGCCUAAGUUCGUGUAAUCAUAUUGCAACCUAAGUUGCAGCGGCAGUUCAGCUUUGUGAUCCUUAUGAACAGGAUCCCAACCCAUAUAGACAGAUCAAUGUACAUUUAUGGUAUGGGUAGGAUCCUGGAUCACUGAACUCUACAUCUGCUUUCGCAGCUGCCCGUCACCGCUUAUAACCUACAUAGUCCCUAUUUGGUACAGUAUAUCACGCUUUGACUUGUGAACAAUUAACGCG
This is a messenger RNA of Lentinula edodes (shiitake mushroom), 2180 nucleotides long. RefSeq names its product NMD3 family-domain-containing protein. The coding region runs from base 36 to 1688 and encodes 550 amino acids. The record is from RefSeq and is a predicted model, not a curated record. The transcript is spliced from 6 exons. Gene Ontology annotation, cellular component: nucleus; cytoplasm. Lineage: Eukaryota; Fungi; Basidiomycota; Agaricomycetes; Agaricales; Omphalotaceae. Gene Ontology annotation, molecular function: ribosomal large subunit binding. Gene Ontology annotation, biological process: ribosomal large subunit export from nucleus.